CGCUGAGUGCGGCCUUCACGGCCUGAAAGGAUGCAGCUGCGGAGGUGGGACAAAAGCUUUGUGCAGUUCAAGGACUCUGGUGGAUGAUGUUUUAUGUGCGGUAGACGGUUAGCUUGAAGAGCCUGUUUUGGUGGUAUGAGAGAAAUAUUUCAGUUGUCCGAGCAGCGCUGCCUUUAAUUCAGUGUCCGAGAGAUUAACUGCUGAAGAAAUCUGCUCAGAGGCUAAAAACACGAUCGUACAGUAUGAAGAGGAGAUCAGACUGCCAGCUAUCAGCCGAAGACUCGGGAUAAAGCCACAGAUAACAGACCUCUAAUAGCAGCAUGAAGUGUAAGGAGGAGGAAGGUCUGGAUGACCAGCAGGUCUGGAUCCAGCAGGAAAACUCCAGUCUGGACCAGGAGGACCCAGAGGCCCCACGGAUAAAAGAGGAACAGGAAGAAAUCUCCACCAAUCAGGGAGAGAGAGAGCAGCUUAAACUGAAGGAGGAGGCCGAAAGUGAGGAUGAACAACUCAAACUCAGUGAUGAUAUGUGGAAACCUGAAAUAAACUUACACAGCACAGAUUUUCCAUAUCAACAUGUCUGUAAGGAUGAAGAGGAUUUCACAGACCAGCAGGUGGAUAACAAGGAGAAGAGCCACAUUAUGAACCAGGAGGAUCCAGGGACUCUGCAGAUUAAAGAAGAACACGAGGAACUCUACACCAGCAAGGAGGGAGAGCAGCUCGUACUGAAGCAGGAGACUGAAACCUUUCUUGUAACUCUUGGUUAUGAUGAAGCUGACCACAGUGAUUCAGAGCCACACAGUGAUCAGCUCCUUUCUCACAGCUCUCCUGAACCAGAGAGUCAAGAUCAGGAAAAAAGUAAGCACAUCAACUCAGAAUCAACUCGAUAUGCGGAGCUGAAUAAGAAGACAUAUGACACGAAUAACAGAAACAGAGUGGAAAAUUCUCCAUUGUCAGAGACUCAGUGUAAAUCUGAGAUAAGUAAAAAGUCUGCAAAAUGUGAGAUUUGUGGAAAAACCUUUCAUGAUAAAUCCAACCUAACGAGACAUCUGAGAUCACACACAGGUGAGAAACCUUAUUCUUGUACCACCUGCGGGAAAGGAUUCAGUAGGAAAUCAGGAUUGGAGACUCACAUAAGAAUCCACACAGAUGAGAAGCCAUAUUGUUGUAACACUUGUGGAAAAAGAUGUAGUCAGAUGAUACAUUUGAAAAAUCACAUUAGAAUCCACACAGGUGAGAAACCAUAUUCUUGUAAUACCUGCGGGAAAAGUUUCAGUCAGCUAAUUAACCUUAAAACUCACAUGAGAAUUCACACAGGUGAGAAGCCAUAUUCUUGUAGCAUCUGUGGAAAAGAGUUUUGUGCUUUGUCAGCAUUCAACAGACAUAUGCGAAUUCACACAGAUGAUAAGCCACAUUGUUGUAGCACCUGUGGGAAAAGAUUUAGAGACCAAUCGACAUUCAAAAAACACAUGACAAUUCAUACAGGUGAGAAGCCUUAUUCUUGCAUCACCUGUGGAAAAAGAUUUGGUCAUAAACCAACAAUGGAAAGACAUCAGAGAAGUCACACAGGUGAGAAACGACAUUCUUGUAGUACCUGUGGAAAAGGAUUCAGUCAGAUGAUAAACUUGAAAAUUCAUAUGAGAAUUCACACAGGUGAGAAGCCACAUUGUUGUAGCACCUGUGGGAAAAGAUUCAUUCAGAUGAUACACUUGAAAAGACACAUGAGAUUUCACACAAGUUGAAAAUUUCACAUAAAAUGUGGAAUAGCUGUUAGUUGUAAAAGUGGGUUUAUAGCAGGACCAAUACAGGCAAGCAGGCAAAUUACUCAAAAGGUUGAUUCUGUUCAUCUGGACGUAGCGUUUUCAGUGGAAGAAACCAUCUGUCACUCAUCACUACUCAUCAGAGAGUAAAAUGAGAAUUUUUAAAAAUGAGGAUGAGAGGAGAUAUUUAUCUCAUAUUUGGAAAGUUCUUCUGCA
Messenger RNA from Neolamprologus brichardi, 1973 nucleotides. RefSeq lists its product as uncharacterized. Lineage: Eukaryota; Metazoa; Chordata; Actinopteri; Cichliformes; Cichlidae. Gene Ontology annotation, cellular component: chromatin; transcription regulator complex; nucleoplasm. The record is from RefSeq and is a predicted model, not a curated record. Gene Ontology annotation, molecular function: RNA polymerase II cis-regulatory region sequence-specific DNA binding; DNA-binding transcription repressor activity, RNA polymerase II-specific. Gene Ontology annotation, biological process: negative regulation of transcription by RNA polymerase II; regulation of immune system process; regulation of cytokine production.